Messenger RNA from Amborella trichopoda, 1992 nucleotides. RefSeq names its product mediator of RNA polymerase II transcription subunit 10b. The record is from RefSeq and is a predicted model, not a curated record. Gene Ontology annotation, cellular component: mediator complex. Gene Ontology annotation, biological process: positive regulation of transcription by RNA polymerase II. Gene Ontology annotation, molecular function: transcription coregulator activity. Lineage: Eukaryota; Viridiplantae; Streptophyta; Magnoliopsida; Amborellales; Amborellaceae.
GCCUAAAUCAGGCGCCUUGGGCCACUCAACCAAACCGUCGAUGGUAUGGUAUUAGAUGGUUUUCUUUUCAAUGAUUAUAAAAUCAUAAAACCCCAGCCCUGUGACGUCUCAUCUACCUGAAGUCUUAGAAAACCCUCUGGUCCUGCACUGUCUGCCGUUUUAUCUCCAUAAAGUAUUAGAAAACGCUCCACCCCUGCACCGUCUCCAGCCCUGUGCUGUUCUAAUCUCCAUAAAUUCUUAGAAAGCCUUCCAGCCCUGCACCGUCUCCAGCCUUUUGCCGUCUCAUCUCGAUAAAGUCUUAGAAAACCCUCCACCUCUGCACCUUCUCAUCUCAUACAGUCUUGAAAAACCCUCCAGCCCUGCACCGUCUCAUCUCCAUAUAUUCGUGGAAUAUUCAAGCAAGCUUCGUCUGUUUCAAUAAGUUUCUUAUCUUAUUCUUGAAUUUGACUUCCAUUUUCUCUAUAUUUCUAGGUUCUCAUGAAUUAGUUUUCAUUUAGCUUUAGUUUAUUGCGUUCCUUUAUCUCUACUGCACACAAGUGGGAGGGUAAUGGAGACUAGAAACCCCUCUGCAACUACGCAGGCGGGAAAGGGGACAACUGAUAAUGAUUCCAAACAUAAUCUCAACAAUGUUAUAAACUCCAUUGACAAGACCCUUGGUCUUCUUCACCAGCUUCACCUGACGGUCUCUUCUUUUAGUGUGUCCUCUCAAUUGCCGCUUCUUGAACGAUUAAAUGCUGUUGUAACCGAGCUUGAUACAAUGCAGAGAUUAGCAGACAGUUGCAACAUUCAGAUUCCCAUGGAGGUUGUAAACCUCAUUGAUGAUGGGAAGAAUCCAGAUGAGUUCACAAGGGAUGUUUUCAAUAAUUGUAUUGCAAAGAAUCAGAUAACCAAAGGCAAAACUGAGGUUUUCAAGAGUCUUCGCAAGCACCUUCUUGAGGAACUGGAGCAGGCAUUUCCUGAUGAAGUGGAUACAUACAGAGAGAUACGAGCAACUUCUGCAGCUGAACUGAAAAGGCAAACCCAAGCGCAGAGCAUUCUACCAAAUGGAGAUAUGAAGGUGAAAACAGAGCAUUAAAGCAUACAUGCCUGACUCACUCUCACACACUCUCUCUCUCCCCCCACCCCACAAGCUCGAGUCUUCGCAGUUGCUGUGGCCCCUUAUACCGGUGCCUGCUCCAUCAGAGACAAUGAGAUGAGAUGUAAAUGUUAUUAAGUUAAGCCUUAUUAUUUGUAUUAUGAAUUGCAUUAGUUUUGUAUUGUGAAUUCAAUUUCCCCCCCCCCCCCUGUUUUGUAAGAAAUCCUUUGGCGGGAGCCUGGUGUUGCAACUUCCGGGUUUCUUUUGAUAGUGCAGAUUGCCAUAGCUACACAAAUGUGCGCAUGUGCUCGUGGCACACAGUUUCAAAGCACACCAGUGUGAUCAGAAUGGAAAAAUCACUUUUUAGUUUUCGUAUUCAGAAGGGGUUUGAGAUGUUCCUAAAUUUCUGUUACUAUGCUACAUGAGGCUCCUGUGUUAUGUAUUCUCAGUGUGGACCGUCCAUGGACAAAGUUCCCAUCAUUGGGAGCUCCCUGUGUUAGGUUUUCUCAGUUUGGACCGUUUAUGGCCAUAGCUCCCACCACUGGGAGCUAGUAAAUGGCUGGUCACAAAACCAGCCAGAAUCUGAGGGGCUUGUCUUGAUGGUUGGGGAAAAGGAGCCCAUAAGAACCUCUUCGGCUUCGUAAAGCAUUUCUGGUUCAUCAUAAACAAGUUUGCUGCCAUUCACUUCUCGGCUGUAUUCACCGUCUGAAUAAGCUGUUGCAUCUUUAACGGUGUCAUCUCCUUCUGCUGAUCCUGAGGCCUCUGAUUUCUCCAAUACGGCUCCCAGUUUUUGUAACUGCAAUGAAUCGAAAGGGAAUCAAUUGGAAAAAAUUUGGGAGCAAGUUUUUUGUGAUUAUCAUGCCAACGUUUUAAGUACACAGAUGGGCCAUCCAUUGUUGGUCCCUAUCUUUCAUCAA